CAGCAACAAAAGUUUUGACAUAACGAUUAGUAGUAAAUAGCUAUAGCAACUAAAUAAUACGAUACAACAUUCUUCUUGUUAGAUUUUGUUGUCGAACGUUUAUGGAUAAACUAAUAUGCUGAUGAUACAUUAAAUAUUUAUUUAAACAAUGUAGAAUAUUACCGGUUAAAAGUAAAAACUUAAAAAAUGGAGACCGCACAAUCGUCAGAUGAUAGUUGUGAUUCUGAAAUGAGGAUGAUGAAGAACGAAUUGAUUGAUUUUGGUUUGGAUGAAGAAAAUCUCACUAAAGAAGAAAUUACUGAUCUGCUGAAGGCAUUGAAAAACUCAAAAUCCACUGAAAAAGAGGAGGAAAUUGCCCGAGACAAAUCUUCUCAAAUGUUUCAGACAGAGAACAAUGUAAGCAGUAGUCUUCCGAAAAAGUCUAUGAAAAGAAGAUAUUUAAAUGUAAGAGACAGACGUUUGCCAUGGAGUUUGUUACCCACCACAAUAACUCCAGCAGAAAAAGCUAGAACUCUAGCAAUAUAUAUCAAACUCAUGUCAUUAAACAAUUAUCGCCAGGCAAGGCAGUCUGCUAACUUUGCUGUGUGGCCCCCACCAAUACAGAUAGUUGAGGAGACAACAAGAGUACAACCAAUGAGGUCCACGAGGAGUGGCAGGUCUGUGCCAGUUUAUGAUUUUGAUGACGAAGACUCUUCUGAUGCAGACCUUACCACCACAAAGAGCAAGAAAAGGAAGGUCUCAAACAGUGAUCACAAUGGAACUGAUGGUAUUUACACCAACAAAGUCCUCAGCCUAAAGAGGAAGCCACCUAAAGAAGAGAAUAAUGUAAGGUCUGUGAAGGAACCCAAAAUGGAUAAUAAAUUAGAGGUGGUUUCCAUAGGGAACCCUGUAAAGCCUAAAGUAGAGCUUUUCUCAUUAAUUGAAGACUGAAGCACCAAUUCCAAAAUUUUGGUACUUUAGGUGACUUAGAUGGUACUCAAUGAAAUUUAAUACAUGAUGCUGUAACUGUUAGAUGAUAGGGCAGAAUAUGUAUCCACAUUGAUGAGAUUUAUUUACUAGAUUACCUGAAAGUCUAUUUCUAUGUUCAAAAUUUUUUCACAUCAAUUCCAUUUGCUCUUUAUCAUAUUAUAUUAUCUAAAAUCUUUUCCAAAGUUUGUAGGUAGGUAAUUCUAGAUUUUGCAUUUAAUCAAUUACAUUUUAGUCACAAUCAAAUGCUAUUGCCCGCAGAAAUAUGAGUACUAAUUAUCUCCUAUUUUUUUUUAUAAAAUGGCCAUUUUGGAGAUAAUUAUAUAUUAUGUAUUAUAAUUAUGAUCAUGUAAUUUAAAUGUGAUAAACUGAUAUGGGCUGAUAAGUUUAGAUUGACUCCUUUUCAAAGAAACUUUUUUUAGAGAACCUAUAGAAGCAGCCAUGACUAUAUCCCAGAUUUAUGAACUUCUAUGAGUAUUCACAUAAAUUCCUCUUUCAUACAUCACUAGCUCUCCCGGCGAACUACGUACCGCCUAACUAAACAAAAUAUUAAGGGUGAACAACCCUUAUCACUUAGGGUUAUGAAAAAUAGAUGUUAGCGGAUUCUCUGACCUAUUGAAUACGCAUAUAAAAUUUGGUAAAAAUCGGUGAAGUUGUUUCGAAAGAAUACGGUAACUAUCAUCGUGAUACGGGAAUUUUAUAUAUUAGAUAGAUAAAAGUGAAGGACUGUUUCUGGCAUUUGUAGACUGAGUUUUAGUUCGUCUUUUAACAGAAAUGUGUCAAGAAGCCAUGUUUUGUUCAUUCAUGUUGUAUUAAAUAGUACUGUCUAGGUAAAACUGUUAGUUGUUAAUAUAACAUAAUUUUACGAUAAAUCUAAACUUGAUCUGAAUGUAGUGGUCAAAAUAUAAAGUGUUAAGUGAAUGAAAGAUUUGUGUGUGAGCCAGAGUCACUUUUGUUUUCUUGUUAUAAGGUACAUUAUUUUAUUUAGGUUUGUAGUGUUGGUGCUGCAAUUGUGAUUUAAAUCGUUUUAGAGGUUUUCCUGAAUCUGUAUUAUUUCAACUGUUGAUAAUGUUCAAUAAUCUUGAUUGGACAGAUCAUGCUUAUGCUUUGUGAGGAUGAUUCAUUUACAUAAUAUUGUUGAAUUAAAUUAAAGUAACUCCUAAUUCAUCAAAUGUCUGUUUAUAAUUUUAAAAUGUUUAUUAGUCGUCAAAGCACGUAUCGCUCUUGAUCAGAGACACUGGCAAAGAUAAAAAGUACAACCUUUUUUUAAAAGGAAUUGUUAGGACACAAGUCAAAAUGUUACUUGUCAAAUGUAAAGUGCUUUUAUCCUUUACUACUACGCAAAAAGUAAACACAUUUUGCAGG
This is a messenger RNA of Trichoplusia ni (cabbage looper), 2331 nucleotides long. RefSeq lists its product as uncharacterized. The record is from RefSeq and is a predicted model, not a curated record. The transcript is spliced from 3 exons. NCBI's taxonomy places the organism in Eukaryota, Metazoa, Arthropoda, Insecta, Lepidoptera, Noctuidae. Bases 187 to 930 code for a protein of 247 amino acids.